GUGCUGCACAAUUUCCCUCGAUGCUUUUCCCACACGCCCAUCUCACCCGCGACCAUCCCGUCAUCGAACCCUCGCCAGAUGCUUCAAGCGCCUUUCCCGACUGGCCGCUGUUGCCGUCAUGGCUGCUGGUUGCGUCGCCCAGUCUGCGCCUUCUCCUGGAGGGGACCAGGAAAGAACCAGAGGCGCAGUCACCAUCCUGCCAACUCUUCCAUUUCAACUUUUGUAUAAACCUUGGUUGAUUCUUGUUCUUCUUUGCAUCACUGUCCUUGCUGUUGUUCUUACUUGUAGCAGCACCAUCGCUUUCUUCAGCAUCAUCAUUCUCAUCGUCAUUCCUUUGCUUUUGGCUUUCUUGGGCUUCAUAUCCCUAAUACUCCGUUGCUGCUACAUCUUCAGGACCUCGUCCUCUCACUGUCCAUCCUUCCAAGCAAUCCUCUGCCUCUUCCCACCAUGGGCAAGUUUGCGGCGGCUGCUCUGGGAGCAGCGGCUCUGCUCGCUUCCGUCGCCCCUGUGACUGCUGCUCCCGGCGCCGGCACACUGGGUUUCACAUUCGAAAAGCGUCGCGUCCUUGCGCAGGACGCUCCUCACCUGACACGACGUCAGUCCAAGACCAUCAAGGCGGGCUUGGACAACGAGAUCUUGCUCUACUUCAUCAAUUGCACCGUGGGCACACCGGGGCAACCGUUCUCCCUGCAAUUGGACACUGGCUCGUCAGACAUCUGGUUCCCUGAAGCCAACGCAGAGAUCUGUCAACAAAACGAUGGCUGCUCCGAGUUUGGAGCGUACAAUGCCGAUGAUUCCUCCACCUUCGUCGAUCCCAACCUUCCCCAGUUCCAGAUCCAGUACGUCGACGGCUCUCAAGUUGUCGGGCAAUACAUAUCUGAUGUGCUGAACGUCGGUGGAACAAAAUUGACAAACAUGACCAUGGCUGCUGCCCAGCAAGCAAACACCCGAGCAAUCGGUAUCAUGGGCAUUGGAUUCGAGCUGGGUGAGGCCUCCGCCUCGUUUGACGGCUUCACCUACCCCAAUGUCAUCAACGUCAUGAAGAAUGAGGGCUUCAUCAACGCCCUUGCGUAUUCUCUAUGGCUGGACGAUCUGGACUCGAAUACCGGCUCUAUUCUCUUUGGUGGUGUAGACACAAACAAGUACCACGGUGACCUGGUUUCUCUCCCCAUCCAAAUCGACUCACAAACCGGCGUGAUUGAUUCCUUCACUGUCGCCUGGACCGGCCUGACCGUCUCUGGAGGCGGCCAGACCUCAGACGUCUCCCCCAGUUCGCCUCAACCUGCCAUCCUCGACUCCGGCACCACAGACACCUUGCUCCCUGACGACAUCGCGAACAAUAUCUUCAACGGUGUCGGUGUGGUGACAGACCCCCAGUUUGGCAAUGUGGUGCGCUGCUCUCUCGCCAACGAUGAUCUCACCUUCUCCUUCCAAUUCGGCGGCAAAGGUGGCCCCAUUGUCAAUGUCUCGUUGUCCGAGUUUGUCACUCCCUUGCUCACAACAGACGGCUCUCAACCAACGUUCCAGAACGGCGAUCUGGCGUGCUCAUUUGCCAUCGACGCCGCAGGGAGCGACCCCAUCCUGUUCGGAGAUUCUUUCCUCCGCAGCGCCUAUGUGGUCUACGACCUUGAAAACAACCAAAUAGGUCUCGCUCAAACGAACUUUGACGCUACUGACGCCAACUCCAACAUCCAAGCGUUCCAGGCCUCGGGCGGCAUCCCCAAUGUCGUGUCGACGGCCUCAGCCGCAAGCGUGGCCCAAACCUUUACUGGCAACCCAGAAAUCACGCAAGCCACGGCCACUGCCACAGGGGAAUUGGGCGGCGGUACCUCCAGGAGUGCAACAUUCAAUCUGACACCCGCCACGGGCACGGCCACGAGCACUUCUGGCUCUGGCAGUGGAAGCAGUUCUGGCGAUUCCAACGCGGCGAAUGCCAACUUCCGCGCAAUUCCUGCUGAGAUGACGACCUUGUUGGCGGCAGGUGUAGUGACUCUGGGAUUUUUGUUUGGUGGUGGGUUGAUGUUGUUCUAAAUCAGCGAAUAGCGUGUCUUUGCCUUGUUACGAAAACCAAUGUUGAUACGCACUGGCUAGAAAAGGAGGAUGCAUGGUUGGACGGUGGUGUCUUUGGGCAUCAAUAAGUACUCUGCCUGGAUGUCAUCAGGCUGCAGGACUGGAUGGCAGACAGGGCUCACGACGUUUCUUUUUCCCUGGUAGAAUAACACAGCGGAAGACAGUGCAAAAAUGACAUACUUAUUCUCGUUUUCGA
Molecule: messenger RNA, 2266 nt
Organism: Cladophialophora immunda
Lineage: Eukaryota; Fungi; Ascomycota; Eurotiomycetes; Chaetothyriales; Herpotrichiellaceae
Exons: 1
Coding region: 448-2031 (527 amino acids)
Biological process (GO): proteolysis
Molecular function (GO): aspartic-type endopeptidase activity
Source: RefSeq, a predicted model, not a curated record